CUCCCCGAGUUUAGCAAUAACAGGCGGUGGCCGCAGCCCGGCACCUCCUCACCGCCCCCUCCCAUCCGCGCGGAGUGGUUCGGUCCGGAGCCGGCCGGCCGGGCGAGUCCAAGUCGGAGGGAGCGACCCAACCUGUCUAAGCCCGAAUGGUGCGGUCCUGAGCCGCGGGCGGGGCGGGCGGCACCAAGUGAGGGGCCCCCGGGGGGGAGGGAGGAGCUGCCGGCGGCCAGCGGAGCAGGGAGAAACUCCAAGAUGGCGUCGGCCGGCCCCGAGUCUGGGGGCAGCAGCAGCAGCAGCGCCGGCAUCGCGGGAUCAGCAACCUUCAAAAAAUCAUUCACUUCAGAGAUGUCUGGUUCUUCUGGACAGCCUGGCUCACAGACAAUAAAGAAAGGUCAUAGAGGAGUAGAUUCCACUGGUGAGACUACAUAUAAAAAGACUACGUCAUCGGCCUUGAAAGGUGCCAUUCAGCUGGGCAUCACCCACACAGUUGGAAGCUUGAGCACCAAACCGGAGCGAGAUGUUCUCAUGCAAGACUUCUAUGUAGUAGAAAGUAUCUUCUUCCCAAGUGAAGGGAGUAACCUGACCCCAGCCCAUCACUACAAUGACUUCCGGUUUAAAACCUAUGCUCCUGUAGCAUUUCGCUACUUCCGUGAACUGUUUGGAAUACGGCCAGAUGACUAUCUGUACUCGCUCUGCAGUGAGCCGCUCAUUGAGCUCUCCAACUCCGGGGCCAGUGGUUCCCUCUUCUACGUAUCCAGUGAUGACGAGUUCAUCAUUAAAACAGUUCAGCACAAAGAAGCAGAGUUCUUGCAAAAGCUGCUGCCAGGUUACUAUAUGAACUUGAAUCAGAAUCCUCGGACACUGCUGCCUAAGUUCUAUGGCCUGUACUGCGUGCAGGCUGGAGGGAAGAACAUCCGCAUCGUAGUGAUGAACAACCUGCUGCCCCGCUCUGUGAAAAUGCACCUCAAGUAUGACUUGAAAGGCUCCACCUAUAAACGUCGAGCAUCCCAGAAGGAGCGGGAGAAGGUCUUCCCGACAUACAAAGACCUGGAUUUUAUGCAGGACAUCCCCGAUGGCCUGUUCCUAGACUCUGAUAUGUACAAUGCCUUAUGCAAAACACUACAGAGAGAUUGUUUGGUUCUGCAGAGUUUUAAAAUCAUGGAUUAUAGUUUGCUUGUGGCUGUCCAUAACAUUGAUCAGGCACUGAGAGAGCGUGCGAUAAUGGAUGGGACGUCCCAGUCGGACACGCGGAGGCCAGCUACCCAGAAAGCUCUCUACUCCACUGCUAUGGAGUCUAUCCGAGGAGAGGCCCGGCGAGGCGGCACCAUAGAGACUGACGACCAAAUGGGAGGCAUUCCAGCCCGGAAUUCAAAGGGAGAAAGGCUGCUUUUAUAUAUUGGUAUCAUCGAUGUGCUACAGUCCUACAGAUUCGUUAAGAAGUUGGAGCACUCAUGGAAAGCAUUGGUACAUGACGGGGACACUGUGUCUGUGCAUAGGCCCAGCUUCUAUGCAGAAAGGUUUCAACGAUUCAUGUGCAACACUGCAUUCAAGAAAAUACCGUUAAAACUUUCUCCUUCUAAAAAGAGCCGGUCUGGCACAACUGUUCCUCGGAGGCCGGGUCAGGGUGGAGCCCCUUACCAAUCGCAUUCAUCAUGUGAAACUAAAGCGCAAGUAACGGCAGAAGCAGAUGUGGAGCAAGGUUCUCAUCUUGGUCGCCCCGAUCUCCUUCCCAGAACUCCUCCAGUAGACGAAGCUAACAGUGAUUCCAUAGCAACAACCUUGUCCACUUCUUCGUUGGGCAGUGGAGGCCUUAACUCUCCAGCCAACAGGUCAGUGGGAGUGCAAGUUCACAAAUCUGAAACCUCUCCAAAGGAUUUGGCUAGAACAGCUCCUGCCAUCUGCUCAAAUAGGUCAGUGGGAGUUCAAGUUCACAAGUCUGAAAACGCUACAAUUAGAACAAUUCUCAGCUUCCGCUCCAAUAGGUCAGUGGGACUGGAAGUUCACAGCUCAGAAAGCUCAGCAGAGGAUGUAGCUAGUUCAGCCCUGAGUAACCACUCAAAUAGUGGCUCCGCAGGGCCUUCCGUAACAGAACGCUCCUCAGAACUGACAGAACAUUUUGAAGACGUGCAAGAGACCGAGAUAAGCUUUUGAAAUAACAGAGGGACAGUUGUGAUGUGAGCAGAAGAUUUCUCUCUACUCUGCGUGGGCCGUAGAGUCUGACAAACAUUCAGCCCCUGCGGCUGAUCUUAGAAAUCUUAUCCGGACAGAAUCCAUAGAAGCUGGAAGGCUUGGGACAUACUUAGUGUCAUAGUAUUAACAGUGGCUGAGCCCAGAGCAACCUCCUCUUCUGAAAAACAGCCCUCAAGCUGUGGCUGGUUGCAUCUAGUUUGUUUUCUGCUGCUGUCCUCUCUUCGAAGACUGGCAGGAGCAAGGCUGCUCAUCUCCAAGGAGGAGCAGGAGCUGCUCCAUGCAGGCCAGAGUCCUCUGGAGAAAAGGAGCUGGCUUUGGGGGAGUUGGUUACCUAGGAUUGAGGACCUCACAAACCUUGCAAGAACAAUGGUCAACUCUGAAGAGCACCGGGGGUAAUGGACAUUGGAGCCUUGUUGGAACAGUUUUUGCAACAGCUCAACAUGGUGUUUGGUUUUUAUAUUAAUUUAAGUUUCUUGAAUUCAGUCAUAUUGUUUCUUUUAGGCUGCAACAAUUAUCUGUUCUUUUUAAAAAUAGUUUCAUCAGUGUUUCACCAAAAAUGUCCCGCAGAAGGGGGAGCGACUGUUUUUUUUGGUCACACAUGAAAGGUAUUGAUCAUGGAUGUCUUUUCUAUAAACUAAUUUUGAGUGCAGCAGUCUAAUGCAUUUAUGACAUUGCAUCAUCAUCAUCCUGAGACGGUGACCUGGAACAGACCCUCUCACAAGACUUGGUGCUUUAUCAUGGCUUGGUGCUUGAAGGAUUUGGAAUGGGCCACACUUUUAAGAUGUCAGAGAGGUUUUUGCAUUGCUUUGUCCUGUUUUAAACUACUCCUUUAGUCUCUCAUCCUCACACAGAAUGAGAAGCAACAGAGAUUUUGGGAGAUCUUGGUGCCUGGUGCAUUUUUAUGCCUUCAGUGUUUCUUAAGCAAAUGGACCAAACCAAUCCUGCUUGGUUUUUUUUCCCCAGUAUUAUGUGUCCUUCUUGGGACACAACUUGUAAAAUCUGCAUUUUUUUUUUUUUAAAUAGCUAAAUUCCCUUUUGAUAGCUAUGCUUCUGUCUUACCCCUUGGCAUCAGGGUUACCUUUUGUGCACGGUGCUCUGACCGCAUCCAAAUAGAUUCCUAUAAUGCCACGCCAUAUAAAUGACUGCCGGGUCUCUGCAGAGCAACAGAUUUUGGGGUUUUUUGCCUCAACAAAAGUGUGUUGCACUCUGAUUCCAAGCUGCGGCUUAUUAGAAUCAGCUGAAAAGACACAUUGCUGUAUUUAUCUUCGCCAUUUGCCGUACAUAAGACUGUGGCAGUCCUUACCAAGUUACCAGCUGCAGACACAAGGCUAGAAACCUGAGCAUAUGUUGUACUGAUUUUUAUUUUCACUAAAGUUUUUUUUAAAAAUUAAAUGAAUCUUAGUCUUUUUUCCCCAAAAAGCAGUGACCCUCCCCCACCUCCUUUUUAUAGGUUAAAACAUAAAGAAAUUGUUGCUCCUGCACAUGCAAGGGUUUUGUAUGCCUAUUAGCAGUCGUGGCUAAUAAAGCCGAAAAAUGUAGCGGCUUAGAAGGGUUUUUUUAGUUGAUGUAUCAGGGCUGAGUGUUUGGGUUGUUUUUUUUUCCAAUCACAUUUAAAGUGAAUAUAGUUCAAGAUGUUAGUUUAAAAAAACAAACAAAUCUUUGAAAGGCAGAUGAGGCAGAACCGCCUUCCUCACGGAGAGCCAGCCAGGUGUCCAAACGCAAAGGAGUUUAGUCAAGCAGGAAAGCGAUGGUCUCUGAUUGAUGUCUGUCUGGUUCCUAAGGGCUCUGGAACCUCUUUAUCUAGAUUUUAAACGUCAAGUGAUGUCCUGAUGAGAUCUGUACCUUGAAGAUCAAUGUAGUGACAACAAGAAAUGGCUCGAGUACAAUUUCCCUCUUUCUCCCUUCUACUCAGCAGGUUAUUUUUCACACCCUGAUGAACAGUCUAUAUUAGACACACAUUCUUUCUGAUCUUCCCUCCUGACUCAAAUUCUUUUUUUUUUUUAACCAGGAGGAAAGAAACCAAUUCAGUUGGGUUUUUUUCAUGAUUCAAUAUUUAUAAAGUUUGUAUUUAAAUGUUUUAUUCUGGGAAUAGUUACUCAGUAUGCAGGGAGCUCAAAGGGGGAGGGAGGGAGGGCGUUGACAUUUAUAUAUCAUAAUUAUCGACCUCUGCUUUGCAAUGGUAUAACAGCAAAGGCUUCUUGCAUUCUAAAAGGGGCAGAGUAACUGGUUUAAGGUGUUAAAACUUGAUCGGUUAUUUCCAUCACGCGGGGUUUGGUUACCUGGCUAACGGCUCAGAGAGUUGGGUCCGCGAAGGGGGGCUCAACCCCCUUGAUCCUGGCUCCCUGUUUAAGCGUCUCGUCCCCACCCUUACCCCUCCAUUGUUGGACUGGAAUGCGUGGAGAAGCAUCAAGAGCUGCUGAUGGCUGGACCUCUUUCCUGCUCGGUCUACGCCGACAGCUUUGAUUCCACACGGCAGGAUCUGUUACUUCUUCGUCAGUCCAGCAGGGAGGAGCUGACCUGUCGAGCAUACAUCCUUAUGAAACAACUUGUGCCGUGUUGUGAAUAGUGUCAUUUUAACCUUGUAACACUUUUGCCAUCAUUGGCUGUUAAUUUGAAUAUUAAAAACAAAAGCUGUCUCUUAGCAGCCUGUCCUACACAGGGGAUAAUAUUGCUGUGAGGGGACGUUACAAUACACAGUGUGUUACCAAA
Messenger RNA from Mauremys reevesii (Reeves's turtle), 4899 nucleotides. RefSeq names its product phosphatidylinositol-4-phosphate 5-kinase type 1 alpha (gene PIP5K1A). Lineage: Eukaryota; Metazoa; Chordata; Testudines; Geoemydidae. The record is from RefSeq and is a predicted model, not a curated record. Gene Ontology annotation, biological process: phosphatidylinositol metabolic process. The coding region runs from base 253 to 2151 and encodes 632 amino acids. The transcript has 18 exons. Gene Ontology annotation, molecular function: phosphatidylinositol kinase activity.